Molecule: messenger RNA, 2612 nt
Organism: Gymnogyps californianus (California condor)
Lineage: Eukaryota; Metazoa; Chordata; Aves; Accipitriformes; Cathartidae
Gene: UROD
Product: uroporphyrinogen decarboxylase
Biological process (GO): heme biosynthetic process
Cellular component (GO): cytosol
Molecular function (GO): uroporphyrinogen decarboxylase activity
Source: RefSeq, a predicted model, not a curated record
AUGGCGGCGCCCGUGCCGCGUACGGAGGAGCGAGGAGCGGGGCAAGAUGGCGGCGUACGGAUGAGCGGAAGCCGGGCAGGAUGGCGGCGCACGGAGGGGGCGGGACAAGAUGGCGGCGUACGGAGAGGCGGGACUACGACAAGAUGGCGGCGCGGCGGGGAGGGGAGGGGCGGGGCGCGGCGCGUCGGGAGGUGACGGAGGGGCGGGGAGCGGCGCAGGAGAAUGGAAGGCGGCGAGCGGCUCCUCCCCAAGGGCUUCCCCAAGCUGAAGAAUGACACGUUCCUGCGAGCGGCACGUGGGGAGGAGACGGAGCACACCCCGGUGUGGUGCAUGCGGCAGGCAGGGCGCUACCUGCCCGAGUUUCGGGAGACCCGGGCGGCGCAGGAUUUCUUCGCCACUUGCCGGAGCCCCAAAUUGUGCUGUGAGCUGACGCUGCAGCCACUCAGACGAUUCCCCCUGGAUGCUGCCAUCAUCUUCUCCGACAUCUUGGUGGUGCCCCAGGCGCUGGGCAUGGAGGUUGUCAUGGUCCCCGGCAAAGGACCCACGUUCACAGAGCCCCUGAAGGAGGUGGAGGAUCUGCUGAAACUGCGGCAGAAGGUGGAUGUGACCGCAGAGCUGGGUUACGUCUUCCAGGCCAUCACGCUGACACGACACAGCCUGGAGGGCAAGGUGCCCCUCAUCGGCUUUUCCGGGGCACCUUGGACGCUUAUGUCCUACAUGAUUGAAGGUGGUGGCUCCACUACAAUGGCCAAGGCCAAGAGCUGGCUCUACCGUCACCCCGAGGCAAGCCACCGACUGCUGCGGCUGCUGGCCGAUGUCAUCACUGACUACCUGGUGGGGCAGGUGGCUGCUGGAGCGCAGGCGCUCCAGCUGUUUGAGUCCCAUGCGGGGCACCUGGGCCCGGAGCAGUUUCAGGACUUCGCCCUGCCUUACAUCCGAGACAUCUCCCAGGCUGUCAAGAGCAAGCUGAAGGAGGAGGCACUGCCCCUGGUGCCCAUGAUCAUCUUUGCAAAGGACGCGCACUACGCGCUGCGCGACCUGGCCCAUGCCGGUUACGAGGUGGUUGGUCUCGACUGGACCAUCCGGCCCCAGGAAGCUCGUGCACAGACAGGGAAAGAUGUCACCCUGCAAGGGAACCUGGAUCCCUGCGCUCUCUAUGCACCCAAGGAGAAGAUUGGUGAGCUGGUGAAGAAGAUGCUGGAGGGUUUUGGGACCCAACGCUACAUCGCCAACCUGGGCCACGGCCUCUACCCUGACAUGAGCCCUGAGCACGUGGGUGCCUUUGUGGAGGCCGUGCAUGCUCAUUCCCGCCACAUCAACAAGCACAGCUGAGCCUGGGGGCUUGGGGACAGGACUCUGGUUUGGGCACAGUCACCUCAAGUAGCGUGUUGUCACAGGGCUCGCUCCAGGCUGGGCUGCAGCAUUAAACCAGCACCUUCUCCGCAGCAGCCGUGUGGCUCUGGCUGGGGGGACGGGGAGCUGGAUGGCCCUGGAAGAGAUGGGCAGUGAUGGCAGCCUGGCAGUGAGGCAUCUGAGGUCAGGGGGAGCCCCUGAGCCCUGUCCCGCAGGUCAGAAUGGGGAAACAGGGAUGCCAGCAAAGUGGGGGAGAUGUCUCUCCCUGCCAGGCUGCACUGUGUUCUGCCACGGGCUUGCGAGAGAGGAUGUGGGCUCAGAGCACAACAGGCAUCUCCCGGCACUAUGGAUGCGCUCAGCCCUGCUAGGGGAGAUGGGCUGCCUGAGCCUGGCAGGGACACAGCCUGGGAGUUGGGGGCUCGCAGCCUACCACUGCUACAGGCUCAGUGUAAGCUGUGCCACAGUCCUGCUCAGGUGGGAACAGGCAACGUGGCAUCGACCCACAACAUCCCUGAGUGGGUGAGAGACCCAGCAGGACUCACCUGGGCGACAGCCGGCCAUGUGGCAGGAGCCCUCCAGACACUAGCACCGCCAGCACCCUGCCACACUGGCUGGGAUAGCGGCAGAGGCACCGUGGCCCUAGCACUGCCAUCAUCCUCCUCCAGCUCCCAGAGCCUCUUUGGGACCAUCCCACUGGUCCUGGAGAUCUCUCCCCCAUGCACACCUCCCCAUCGCCUCUGAUCCUCGGGGCCAAGUCUACCUGGGGCUCAGCAAACCCUGCAGAAAGCAGCCCAGGGUGCCAGCAGCACCCAGGAACCCUGGGUUAUGACUCCAAGCCACCCCAUCCCACACUGCAGCACACUUACUGCAGUCCAGGCUGGCUGUAGUAUGGAUCAAGACAUGGGCGCCAACGCUGCUCUAGCCAGCACGGACAGGGCAGUGCCACCAGGGUGGGCAGGGACCUGCUGAUGCUGAGCGUGGCAGGGAAUUGCACCCUGAAGCAGCCAGGGUGCCUUGCCACUGCUCCGUCCUCCUCCUUGGGGCGCAGGAGCUGGGUACCAUAGAGGGCUGUGAUGCCACCUCCUCCCCGGGGCUCUGCCCUGCUUGUGUCAGCCGCGACGCCAGGCUGCCCAGCAAAUGUGGUGACCCCUCUGACUUCAGAGAAAGGCAGGAGAGAUACAGGCGGUAACGUUCAUCCCUUUUAUUAUUAAACAUCAGAUGAAGAGGUCGCACACACACAUACACGCACGCAAAAAAAA